UUUUACCUAAAUAUUCUCAAUUUAAUAGGGUACCAUUCCAUCAGAGGUCAGAAAACAAGUGAAAAACUUUGCAUGCUCAUUUGAAUUUGUUAUAUAUGCAAGAAAACAUGCCUUUUCUUAUUCAAGUGUGUCUUGAAUAUGUGUCUGUUCUGUCUUACAUAGAGAACACUUUAAGAAAUAAAUCUUAUUUAGAAAAUAGUUGUCGGUGAAUUAAAGAAUUGAAUUGAAAUUGUCUUGUUGGACUUCCCUGGUGGCGCAGUGAUUAAGAAUCCACCUGCCAAUGCAGGGGACACGGGUUCAAGCCUUGAUCCGGGAAGAUCCCACAUGCUGCGGAGCAACUAAGCCUGUGCGCCACAACUACUGAGCCUGCACUCUGGAGCCCGCGAGCCAUAACUACUGAGCCCCCGUGCCACAACUACUGAGCCUGCACUCUAGAGCCCGCGUGCCGCAACUACUGAAGCCCGCGCGCCUAGAGCCUGUGCUCCGCAACAAGAUAAGCCACUGCAGUGAGAAGCCCGUGCACUGCAACGAAGAGUAGCCCCCGUGCAGAGCAACAAAGACCCAACGCAGCCAUAAAUAAAUAAAGGAAUAAAAAAAGAAAGGAAGGAAACAAAAGAAGGAAAAAAAGGAAGAAAGAAAGAAGGAAGGACAGGGAGGAAGGAAGGAAGGAAGAAAGAAAGUUGUCUUGCUGAAAUUGUUCAGCUUCUUUUCCGAUGUGGACAGAAGACUGCAGAAAAUCAACCUAUCCUCCCUCUGGACCAACCUAUAGGGGUCCGGUUCCGUGGUACACUAUAAAUCUCGAUUUACCACCGUACAAAAGAUGGCAUGAAUUGAUGGUUGACAAGGCACCAGCGCUAAAAGUUAUAGUGAAUUCCCUGAAAAAUAUGAUAAAUGCAUUUGAGCCAAGUGGAAAAAUUGUGCAGUUAGUGGAUCAAAAGUUGCCUGGUCUACUUGGCAACUUUCCCGGGCCUUUCGAGGAGGAAAUGAAGGGGAUUGCAGCAGUUACUGAAAUACCUUUAGGAGAGAUUAUUUCAUUCAAUAUUUUCUAUGAAUUUUUUACCAUUUGUACUUCAAUAAUAACAGAAGACAAAGAAGGUCAUCUACUACAUGCCCGAAACAUGGAUUUUGGAGUAUUUCUUGGGUGGAAUGUAAACAAUAAUACCUGGGUCGUAACUGAGGAACUAAAACCUUUAACAGUGAAUUUGGACUUCCAAAGAAACAAUAAAACUGUCUUCAAGGCGGCAGGCUUUGCUGGCUAUGUGGGCAUGUUAACAGGAUUCAAACCAGGACUACUUAGUCUUACGCUUAAUGAACGUUUCAGUACAAAUGGCGGUUUUAUGGGUGUCAUAGAAUGGAUUUUGGGAAAGAAAGAUGCCAAGUGGAUAGGGUUUAUCAUUAGAUCAGUUCUGGAAAAUAGCACAAGGACUUGGAAGCAACUUAAGUGUCCAUCAAGAGAUGAAUGGAUGAAGAAGAUAUGGCACAUAUAUACAAUGGAAUAUUACUCAGCCAUACAAAGAAACAAAGUUAUUUGUAGUGAGGUGGAUGGAUCUAGAGUGUCAUACAGAGUGAAUUAUGAAGAAGCCAAGACUAUAUUGACCAAAACCAAAGUAUUGGCCCCAGCAUACUUUAUCCUGGGAGGCAACAAGUCUGGGGAGGGUUGUGUGAUUACACGAGACAGAGAACAGUCUUUGGAUAUAUAUGAACUCGACCCCAAGCAGGGUAUAUGGUAUGUGGUGCAAACAAAUUAUGACCGUUGGAAAAAUCCCUUCUUCCUUGAUAAUCGCAGAACACCUGCAAAGAUGUGUCUAAACCAGACAACCCAAGAGAAUAUCUCAUUUGCAACCAUGUACGAUGUCCUGUCAACAAAACCUGUCCUCAACAAGCUGACGGUAUACACAGCCUUGAUAGACGUUACCAAAGGUCAAUUUGAAACAUACCUGCGGGACUGCCCAGACCCCUGUAUAGGUUGGUGAGCACACACCUGGCCUAUAGGGUGCGACCUGUAUGACAUCAAGAUGGGAGCUCACACGGGGCUGAGAAGUACAGCUGUCUGAUCUCCUUCAGAAGACUGAGACUGAGGACGGGUUCUCUGAGGUGUGAGCUUGUCCUGCUUGGUAUGUUUACAAUUCACAGGCUGUUUUUGCCGUAAUGGUUGAUUUUUCUUAUAUACAAAUUAACUCCUUUUAGUGAAGUACAACAAUCAUCCAGAACUUACUGUGGUUCAUUUCAGUCUGAUUCAUUUGAGGAUGGGGAUGGGUAAUUACAACUAUUGCGGGACCCACCCCCAUGGAAUAAAGCAAGAUUCUCUGUGAGCACAGAAUCCUGUACAUCUGUGUAAUAGUUAAAUAGUCCAUAUUAUUCAGUUUUUCACUUUUAUUUACAUAUUUGUAUGUUUUUGUCUUUUCUUCCUGGCUCUUACUAUUAAAAUUAAUAUACCAUU
Molecule: messenger RNA, 2440 nt
Organism: Orcinus orca (killer whale)
Lineage: Eukaryota; Metazoa; Chordata; Mammalia; Artiodactyla; Delphinidae
Gene: ASAH1
Product: N-acylsphingosine amidohydrolase 1
Exons: 15
Coding region: 714-1973 (419 amino acids)
Biological process (GO): fatty acid metabolic process
Cellular component (GO): lysosome
Molecular function (GO): N-acylsphingosine amidohydrolase activity; fatty acid amide hydrolase activity
Source: RefSeq, a predicted model, not a curated record